AUGGAGGGCACAGAAUCAUCCGCCGGCUCUCAGCAGCCUCAUCUGCCACCGGGGUUCCGCUUCCACCCCACGGAUGAGGAACUGGUGGUUCACUACCUCAAGAAAAAGGCCGCCUCCACCCCUCUCCCGGUGGCCAUAAUUGCAGAAGUUGAUCUCUAUAAAUUUGAUCCAUGGGAGCUUCCCGCUAAGGCUACGUUUGGGGAGCAAGAAUGGUACUUUUUCAGUCCAAGAGAUCGGAAGUAUCCGAACGGGGUUCGGCCUAAUCGGGCGGCGACUUCGGGAUAUUGGAAGGCAACCGGUACUGAUAAGCCGGUUAUGACCGCCGGAGGAACUCAGAAAGUAGGAGUGAAGAAGGCACUGGUUUUCUACGGUGGAAAGCCUCCUAAAGGGAUUAAAACCAAUUGGAUCAUGCAUGAAUAUAGGCUUACUGAGAACAAACCAUAUUCAAUGCCUCCAAGCUGUGAUUUAGCCAAUAAAAAGGGCUCUUUAAGGCUUGAUGAUUGGGUACUAUGUCGAAUUUACAACAAGAACAAUGAGCAAAGGCCUAUGGAUCAAGAACGGGACGAUAUGAUGUCGAUACCUCCAUCGAUACCUAUGGGACUAAAGGGAGCAUCAAACUAUGGAACAUUGCUAGACAACGAACAAAACUUGUACGAGGGGAUGAUAAGCAACGACGUCGCGAUGAACAAUGAUUCGCUAAUUUCAUCCGGUACUACCAAAUCAGAACUUUCAUUAAUGGUUGGUUCAAAGAGGAAUUUAUACUGGAACAACAAUAUCGAAGAAGGAAAUGGGAAUCCAUCGCCUCCAACAAAAAGAUUUCUUGGAGAAAAUAAUUGUGAUGACACAAAUUCCAUUGCAACCAUUUUAAGCCAGCUUCCACAGACGCCUUCUCUGCAACAACAAGCAAUGCUCGAUGGGGUCUUUCGACUACCCUAUCAAGUUUCUGGCGUAAAUUGGUACUCGUAG
Molecule: messenger RNA, 966 nt
Organism: Fraxinus pennsylvanica
Lineage: Eukaryota; Viridiplantae; Streptophyta; Magnoliopsida; Lamiales; Oleaceae
Source: the annotation of a GenBank genome assembly